Engraulis encrasicolus (European anchovy) is the source of this 1664-nucleotide messenger RNA. It is a transcript of the gene crip2l, whose product is annotated as cysteine-rich protein 2-like. Bases 155 to 784 code for a protein of 209 amino acids. The record is from RefSeq and is a predicted model, not a curated record. The transcript is spliced from 8 exons. Lineage: Eukaryota; Metazoa; Chordata; Actinopteri; Clupeiformes; Engraulidae.
GAGAUAUCUCCUCUUUCAGUUUGGAGGAUGCAUGCAUGCUCGUGCAUCCCGCUCUCCGUUUACUUGAACUGACAAGAAGUAGCCUACAGAAACAGCUCAUGAAAUUCGCAUUUUAACGUUCGACUUCUAGCAGCAAGGAAUCUGUUUCAAAGCCAUGGCGUCAAAAUGUCCAAAAUGCGAUAAAACGGUCUAUUUCGCUGAGAAGGUGACAUCCCUGGGUAAAGACUGGCACAAGUUCUGCCUGAAGUGUGAACGCUGCAACAAGACGCUGAACUCUGGGGGCCACGCAGAGCACGAUGGGAAGCCAUACUGUCACAAGCCAUGCUAUGCUGCCCUCUACGGACCAAAAGGUGUGAACAUCGGUGGAGCGGGCUCCUAUGUUUAUGACACCCCUCCCACCGAAGGUGCCACCACCGAUGGCUCUGCCAGCGUUCCCACGGCAACGGAGACAAAAGCGGAAGAGAGGAAGGCGUCCGCCCCUAAAGGCCCAGUCAAAGCUGCUAGCUUCACAUCUUUUGCUGGACAACCAAAUGUCUGCCCGCGAUGCAACAAGACCGUGUACUUCGCUGAGAAGGUGACAUCUCUGGGUAAAGACUGGCACAAGUUCUGCCUGAAGUGUGAACGUUGUCAGAAGACGCUGAACCCUGGGGGCCACGCAGAGCAUGAAGGCCAGCCGUACUGCCAUAAGCCCUGCUACGCUACACUGUUUGGACCCAAAGGAGUUAACACGGGAGGUGUAGGCAGUUUCAUCUACGAUGACCCGAACGCUGCGACUCAAGAAUGAAUGAGGCCUUCCACCCGGCUCCUGUCCUGUCCCAGCCACCACCACCACCACCAACAACAACCAAACACCAGGCUGCCUGACUACUCCUACUGUUCGACAAUGGUGCACUCUUCUCUGUUUCCAAACGGGUUUCAGCCACUGUAGACACUGUAACUAUGUUCUAGAAUGCUGUCAGUCAAAUCUUCCUUCCUGUGGCCAUGUUUGGGUGUGUGUGUGUGUGUGUAUUUGGGGACUUAGUAGUCCACCAACCACUAAUAGUUAGCUUGCUGCUGUUCGCUUUUCUGGAGGAUGGGAAAAAGAUAACCGUAUGUGCCCCUCCAAAGGUGUUAACUUUAGACGUGUGCAUUUUAAGUACAACUUCUUGAUGUAUUUUCUACAUUAUUUGAUUAUAUUUUUUUGUAACAAAAAAACCCAACACCUCUUGUGUUAAUUUGGUGUUACUUUUGUGACAACGUUGAACGGAAUAUUUGCAAAGUGCCAUUUUGAGCCACCUGCCAAUGAUGUGUUUAAAAGUGCAUGAGUUGCGUAGACAUGCAUUUCAGAAAAGUGUUAUUGUGGCAGAGGCUUCAAGUGUGAUUGGGAAUACCUCCGUGGAAUAGAAAUAAAUAUUCAGAAGCAAAUCAAAUGAGCUUAAAUUAAAUUCACAUGACAUCACAUUCAACAGAGACAAGAACUUGUACAUGUUCGUGACCUGCUGAUUUAGCAGUGGAGUGCAGUGGUAUGUCUGAAUUAUUACUAUUACUAACAAUUGUUUAGAGAUAUGCUUUCUAAUGUAUUUUUUUUCUUGAACACCUGUUUAAUAGAUUCUGAAUAAUUCAUUUGAUGCGGAAUUUUCUACAUAAAUGUCAUGGAUGUGUGAUGAAGUUUCCUUAUUUGUUUG